AGGUACUGAGAUCCAGGAAGUUUUUGCUGAAAAGAAUAUAUUCCGCUGGCACCGAGGGGCUCUAAUGUACUUCACCGAUAGAGUAUAAGAAGCGACGCAAAAACGAAAGUGAUAAUUUCUCAGGAACGUCAGUCAACCAGUACGCAGUAUUUCGCGGAAAAGAAGAUUUGACAGUUUAAUUCCUACUACACCGUGUGCGACCAACUCUGACCGCAAGGGAUCGUAUGUUUAUUUAGUCUAGGAAAAAUUAUCUCAGAACGUUGCCAGUUCCCAGUUCCUGUGUGAUUUCAUCGUCUUCCGUACAUUUACACCUAAAUGAGGAUCGGUUGGAGGUCCACAGACUAAACUACUUAUAUCUCUCUUUGCUGAAACUCCGAAAUGAAAUUUGGAAAUCAUGUUCUCGUCGAAUCUGUUUCUCUUUUUAGUCCUGUCACUGACUGUGAAUGUUUCAGCUGGAGUUUACUUCUUCCUCGCUCCAGUGCUCGCCUUUCCUAUUUCAAAGUCAGAUAGCGAGAUCGCUAAACGGCUGAUCAAAUUCUACAAGGAAAAACCAAGGCUCAUCCGAAAACUCUUCAGGGACCAAAUUUUUGCCAUCCUGCUUUUCUCCUGUGGACUGUACUGCUCUUCCUCGAGAGACACGUACACCAAGCCUCUUCGCAACACAUCAUCGACCUUCUUGAUCUUCUUCGCCAUAUACCUUGGAAACUACGUGUUCAAGUUUUGUCAGGACUUUUUAUUGAGACGCGAGCUCCCUCUAUACAAGAUUAGCUUGCUGCAUCACUUUGUGACUGCCACGACUUACGGCGUGAUAAUUGCUUACAGACAGAACUCAAUAUCUGGCGUAGUGGGGCUUCUUUUCGAGGGAAGCGUCUUUGUAUUCGACUUGAACUCUCUGCUUCGAUUUCUGGGCGUGAGCAAAACCGGUUGGCUCGUCUUGUGCACGUCUGCGCUCCGAUUCUUUCUCACAAUUUUACUAAGGGCGCUGUGUCCUAUCGCCUUGCUCGUGAUAACUCUUUCGUCUUACACACCUUUGUCUUUGGAGUACGUUCCUCUCGGGUUUUUCUUCAUGAACAUCGUGUUCUUUGCCAUGAUAAAUGGAUGGCACAUUAAGGUGUCGCUUGAGGGCCUCAAAAAGCGUUUGCUAGCGAGACGCCUGUCGUAUUAUUACAGCAGACCGAGGGCAGCCAGUGAUGGUAAUUUCACCAACGGUAUGGAGCUAAACAAUGUCACCUCGCUGACUCAAGCAAUAACACGCACUGCUUUACCCAUCAUUAUACCAAGCGACGCAAAUUUCAGACUUUCGUCUCCCGUAUCAAACGUGAAUAUGAACAGUGAUGAGGUAUCUAACAUUGCUGUUUCGCGACACGAACGAACGUUACCUCAAAUUAAUGUCAUUAUCAACGAUACGCCAGAGUCGAAUGAACCAAUAAUCCAAGUGUAAUCGGGAAUGUUGGUUAUUUCAUCAGGGGUGCUAUACAAGACAACUCUACAGAUCAUAUAAAGAGAUAUUGGCCAUGCAUUUAUCACGAGUAAGGAGCAAAAAAAAAUGAAGCCAGUCCCAAAAAGGAUUCAGAACUUGGGCCCUCUGUUCACUGAUCGAAAUUGCUUUGUCAUUAAGCCAAAGAGAAGUCUCCAUUAAGUCAACUUUUGACCAUGAGCCGCUAUCAUAAACUACAUGUAACCUCAGAUCUUGCUUAAAAAAUUGCAGCCAAUCAUGAAAAGACUUCCAAGAACUGUGCGAGAAGCUUUUUAAAUUUUAAAAUUGUACAUAAGUUAAAUGGUACAUUCAUCGUAAGGUGAAAAUCUGUUUAUUUUAUGUUUUAUUUCUAGCGGGCUUUGCUGUUGAUACUUGUGAAAAACGGUCAAUUAGUAGUUCACUUUCAAGAACGAAUUAAUGAAAAUAAAAGAAAACAUUAUCAGUUAA
This is a messenger RNA of Pocillopora damicornis (cauliflower coral), 1924 nucleotides long. RefSeq lists its product as uncharacterized. Lineage: Eukaryota; Metazoa; Cnidaria; Anthozoa; Scleractinia; Pocilloporidae. The record is from RefSeq and is a predicted model, not a curated record.